Molecule: messenger RNA, 942 nt
Organism: Emiliania huxleyi CCMP1516
Lineage: Eukaryota; Haptophyta; Isochrysidales; Noelaerhabdaceae
Product: mitochondrial carrier family
Exons: 5
Coding region: 1-942 (313 amino acids)
Biological process (GO): succinate transmembrane transport; thiosulfate transport; oxaloacetate transport
Molecular function (GO): malate transmembrane transporter activity; sulfate transmembrane transporter activity; succinate transmembrane transporter activity
Source: RefSeq, a predicted model, not a curated record
AUGUCUCCGCCUUGUGAUAUUGCCCGCUCCACGCAGCCGCCCUUUGCCGCCCUCGCCGCCGCUGAGCCGGCGAAGGCGCGCCCGUGGUGGGUCAACUUUGUGACUGGCGCGAGCGCGGCGCUGAGCGGGUGGAUGUUUGUCCACCCGAUGGAUGUGCUCAAGGUGCGGCAGCAGCUGAUGGGCGAGGGCGGCCAGAAGAGCGCGGGCGUCUCCGCAGUCGCCAGGCAGGUCGUGCAGGCGGAGGGCGUCGCCGGCCUCUACGCGGGCCUCUCUGCGGCGGCGGCGCGGCAGCUCUCCUACGGAAACCUCCGCCUGGGCAUCUACUCGUCGCUCAAGGACGCGCUGUACGGCACGUCGCCGGCCCCGCCCCCCGCGUGGGCGACCCUCGGGCUGGGGUGCGUCGCGGGCGGCACCGCGGCCUUCCUGUCCAACCCGGUCGAGGUGACGCUGGCCGACGGCCGGCUGCCGCCCGCCGAGCGGCGCAACUACUCAAACGUAUUCAGCGGGCUGUACCGGAUCGGAGCCGAGGACGGCGCGAGGGCGUACUUUGCCGGCGCGCACAGAACCACCCGCCGCACGCUGCGUUGUAGCACCAUGCGGGUCCUGACGUCUGGUACGCACAGCACACACAGCUCACAGGACAGCUCACGAGGCACCUACUCGCCGUACGUCGACGGCGUGCCGUUGCACAUCUGCUCGGCCCUCACUUCCGGCUUCGCAAAGACGCGCAUGCAGAACCAGAGGCCGCUCGCCGACGGCACUGUCAUGUACACGUCGCUCACGCAAACCCUGAGCAAGAUUGCAAACAGCGAGGGCAUCGCGUCGCUGUGGAAUGGGUUUGGGCCGUACUUCGGCCGGUGCGGCGGGCACACCGUCUUCAUGUUCCUCUUCAUGGAACAGUACAAGAAGGUUGCCGACCGGGCGUACCCGACGGUGGUCUGA